AUGGGUGGUAGGGGACUGUAUAUUAGAGAUUGGGAACCUAACUUCAAUCCCUUGCUGGCACCAAUUGAAGAGGUGCCCAUCUGGUUACAUUUAUAUAAUCUCCCCAAAGAGUAUUGGAACGAGGAGUCCUUCCAAGCAAUAGGUAAUAAACUAGGUUUCUAUAUCAAAGCUAACGAGACUAUAGAGUCAAAAGAUUUCAGUAUGUAUGCACGAAUCUGCAUCAGUUGGAAACCCCAUUUUCCACUUCCAGCACACAUUGAGAUCAUUACCAAUGCAGGGCAGUGGCUACAUAAGAUUGAGGUCGAAGAAACAAGUGAAAGAUGCAAAUACUGCAAAAAAGAUGGACAUACGGAGAAUACAUGUCCGAUUGGCCCAAAAGGGAAAAAUGUGGAGACAACGAUGAAAGAAGAGGUAAAAAAAUUUGUGAGAAAAGAAAAUGAAAUGGGUGGGAAGGAAACAGAAAAUGGCACGCCACAAUCUCCACAACAGCCUUUCCUUCAAGGGGAGGUUUCGGCAGCCACUAUCAAUAGGACCUCAGUGGAGGAUGAGAUAGUAAUGGAUGUUUCUCUCAUAAAUAAACAUCUGGAGGCUGCAGGUUGGGUAGAAGAAGCUAUAGUUAGAGUGGAGAAAGAAGUAGAGGUCCUGGACAAAGCAAAAUCCAGAGCUUCACUUCCUGUGGGAAUGGGACAAACUUCGAAGCUUGCCAAGAAGAGUAAGAAUUUCAGGAUAAUGACCCUGAAAAGGAUGGAGCUAAUGAAAGUAGAGAGACUGAGGGAGAUGAAGAUGAUGAUGAAUGGGGAUGGAUGGACGAGGAAGAUAUCCUGGAGACAAGGACAGUAG
Molecule: messenger RNA, 840 nt
Organism: Cryptomeria japonica (Japanese cedar)
Lineage: Eukaryota; Viridiplantae; Streptophyta; Pinopsida; Cupressales; Cupressaceae
Exons: 1
Coding region: 1-840 (279 amino acids)
Source: RefSeq, a predicted model, not a curated record